AUGUCAACCAAAAGCAUCAGGCAGCGCCAGCCCCCCGCCAUAGUGCCCGUAAUCGAGAAGCUGAAAGCGCAGCGGGCCAAGACACCAUCAGGGCCAAAACUCCCCGACCCCACGCAGCAUCCGGCCGGAGAAGUCAAGCAUGGAGUCUUCGCACAGGCUAUGCGCAUGUGUCUCUUUGCAGCGUACUUCAACGGCAGCAUCAUAGCGUUACAUCGCCGUCACACAAUAUAUUGGCCUCCGCUGUACUUCUACAGCAAAGAUCUCUUCUACGCGUGGAUGGCCAUGACAAAGCAGCACUUCAGCAUAGUCGUCACCACCAUGACAUAUUGGUGGGCACCCGUCACGAUGCGCGUCAGCGGAGACGAGAGCGUGAGAGGACAGAUGAGGAAGAAUAAAGAUGGAAUGAUGGAAUGCGACUUUCCAGAGAGAAUGGUACUCAUCUCGAACCACCAGAUCUACACCGACUGGGUCUACCUCUGGUGGAUCGGAUACAGUGCUUCGAUGCAUGGCCACCUCUACAUUAUCCUCAAGGAGUCGCUCAAAUACAUUCCCAUCCUCGGCUGGGGCAUGAUGCUCUACGGCUUCAUCUUCCUAUCUCGCAAGUGGUCGACGGACAAGGAGCGCUUCCAACAUAGGUUGAGGAAGCUGAGCAGGAGUACCAAUGGCCCACUAUCGGGCUCCAAGGGCCUCGACCCAAUGUGGCUGCUCAUCUUCCCUGAAGGCACAAAUCUCAGUAAGAACGGUCGCGUUUCCAGCAAGAAGUGGGCGGAGAAGAACCAGAUUGAAGAUCUGAGACAUGCGCUGCUGCCGCGAAGCACAGGUUUGUCUUUUUGUCUGCAAGAGUUGCAGGGCUCUGUCGACUACUUGUAUGACUGCACAAUGGCAUACGAAGGCGUCCCUGUCGGUCAGUAUGGCCAAGAUCUCUUUACACUCUACAGUACCUACUUUGAGGGCCGACCUCCAAAGUCUGUAAACAUGUACUGGCGCCGCUUCGCCAUCGCCGAUAUACCCCUCCACGAUGAAAAGAUCUUUAGCGACUGGCUCCUUGCCCGUUGGCGCGAGAAGGACGAUCUACUCCAAUACUUUGUCGAGAACCAGCGAUUCCCGGCAGACGAAGGCGAGACACCCAACGUCAAUGGUGGACCCCCACUAAAGGGCGCGGGAUGGAUCGAGACAGAUGUCCGACCAAAGCUGUGGUAUGAGUGGCUACAGAUCUUCGUUCCGACUGCUGCACUGGCGCUUAUCGUCAAUGUAUUCAUAAAGAUUGCGAACAUUGUGACGAGGGUGACGGGGAUGAAGUCAUGA
This is a messenger RNA of Alternaria atra, 1305 nucleotides long. RefSeq lists its product as uncharacterized. The record is from RefSeq and is a predicted model, not a curated record. The coding region runs from base 1 to 1305 and encodes 434 amino acids. Gene Ontology annotation, molecular function: acyltransferase activity. NCBI's taxonomy places the organism in Eukaryota, Fungi, Ascomycota, Dothideomycetes, Pleosporales, Pleosporaceae. Gene Ontology annotation, cellular component: endomembrane system. The transcript has 4 exons.